AGACUAGGGCCUCUCUACCGGCUCCUCCUAUAUAAAACCCUCACAAAUCUCUUACGCUCCUUCUCUCUCUAUCUUUCGCUCUCUGCGCCACACCCUCGCUGCGAAAUAUGGCUUUGCCGAACCAACAGACCGUCGAUUACCCGAGCUUUAAGCUUGUGAUUGUCGGCGAUGGUGGAACCGGAAAAACAACAUUUGUGAAGAGGCAUCUGACUGGGGAGUUUGAGAAAAAAUACGAACCAACCAUUGGUGUGGAAGUCCAUCCUUUGGACUUUUUCACCAACUGUGGGAAAAUUCGAUUCUACUGCUGGGACACAGCUGGGCAAGAGAAGUUUGGUGGUCUUCGAGAUGGAUACUACAUCCAUGGGCAAUGUGCAAUUAUCAUGUUUGAUGUUACUGCCCGGCUGACAUACAAGAACGUUCCAACAUGGCACCGGGAUCUUUGCAGGGUGUGUGAAAACAUCCCAAUUGUUCUUUGUGGAAACAAGGUUGAUGUGAAGAACAGGCAGGUGAAGGCAAAGCAGGUUACUUUCCACCGGAAGAAGAAUUUGCAGUACUACGAGAUAUCAGCUAAGAGCAAUUAUAACUUCGAGAAGCCUUUCUUAUACCUUGCCAGGAAGCUUGCAGGGGACGCUAAUCUGCAUUUCGUUGAAUCUCCUGCCCUGGCUCCCCCAGAAGUGCAAAUCGACUUGGCUGUGCAACAACAGCAUGAAGCUGAGCUUGUUGCUGCUGCGAGUCAGCCCCUUCCUGAUGACGAUGAUGACGCAUUUGAAAAAUCGCGUCGAACAAAAGUCCAGCCUCCCUCCAAUGUCCAAACCUGCUUAUACGUAUUAUGUAUUUAUAUAUAUCCUUCACCACCACCACCACUUCCACAGUGUGCUCCCUUCAAAACCCACAGCUCUUACCCAAUCACCAUCUCAACAAUGGCCAUUCCGACUCAGCAGAGUGUAGAUUACCCUUCCUUCAAGCUCGUCAUCGUCGGCGAUGGCGGAACUGGCAAGACUACGUUUGUUAAAAGGCACCUUACCGGAGAGUUUGAGAAGAGAUAUGAGCCCACAAUCGGCGUGGAAGUUCAUCCGCUGGACUUCUUCACGAAUUACGGGAAGAUCAGGUUCAACUGCUGGGACACUGCCGGUCAGGAGAAGUUUGGUGGACUCCGAGAUGGUUACUAUAUUCAUGGACAAUGCGCUAUCAUCAUGUUUGAUGUCACUGCUCGUUUGACAUACAAAAACGUACCAACAUGGCACCGUGAUCUCUGCAGGGUCUGUGACAACAUUCCCAUAGUUUUGUGUGGUAACAAGAUCGAUGUCAAAAACAGGCAGGUCAAGGCAAAGCAGGUUACCUUUCACCGGAAGAAAAAUCUUCAGUACUAUGAAAUUUCUGCAAAGAGCAAUUACAACUUUGAGAAACCUUUCUUGUACCUUGCCAGAAAGCUAGCAGGAAAUGUUGACCUACACUUUGUUGAAUCACCUGCUCUUGCUCCUCCUGAAGUUCAAAUUGACAUGGUUGCACAAGCAGAGCAUGAAGCUGAGUUGCACAAAGCAGCUGCACAGCCUCUUCCUGAUGAAGAUGAUGACUUUAUUGAGUAGUGGAGGGUUCCUGUUCCUGAACUUUGCUUGCCUGUUUGCCACACUCAGGGUCUUGUAGGUUUUAGGGCAGUUUUACUUUGCAAUGUUGCUACGGUUAAUUUUGUACAUUAAGGUUGGUUGGUUGUGGUAGGUUUAAGUUUGUAGUACAUCAACUUGAAGUCCUGGUUUCGGUCAUGUGGGAUAUCAGCCUCCACAUUCAGCAACAAAUACAAGAAAUAUUCAACUUCUCA
Molecule: messenger RNA, 1816 nt
Organism: Corylus avellana
Lineage: Eukaryota; Viridiplantae; Streptophyta; Magnoliopsida; Fagales; Betulaceae
Product: GTP-binding nuclear protein Ran-3
Biological process (GO): protein import into nucleus; ribosomal subunit export from nucleus
Cellular component (GO): cytoplasm; nucleus
Molecular function (GO): GTP binding; GTPase activity
Source: RefSeq, a predicted model, not a curated record